UUGAGUUUAUUAUUCAGCAUGAGCUUAAUAUUUUUGAGCUAUACUUUCAAGUCGUUAUCACUAAUCUGAUAUCUCAUAGGAUAGAAUUCAUCAUUGCAGAUAAUACAAAUUUCUAGAAAAAUCGAUUCAACCAUGAGCAUCGUUGAAAGUCGGUCCAUUUCAAAGCCACCAUACUUCGAUGGCAAAAAUUAUGCGGAAUGGGAGAAGAGUAUGAUGAUAUACAUACAAUCUGUGGACUUCAAACUUUGGCUUGUGAUCAAGAAUGGACCAAAAGUUCCGAAGAAAACAAUAGACGGUAAAGAAUGUGAGAAAUCUGAAGAUGAGUACAAUGAUGAAGACAUGAAGAUGAUGGAACAAGAAGCAAAAGCAAAACAUAUUUUAUGUUGUGCCUUAAAUCCAUUUGAUCUUAAAAGAGUUUCAAGUUGCAAAACUGCAAAGGAAAUGUGGGACAAGGUUGAAAAUAUAACUGAAAGACUUAUAAGUCUCAAAGAUUUCUUGUUUCUGUUACCGCCUUCAUUUCAAAGGAAAUUGAAGGCUCAUGAAAGUUUUCUAAAGGCAGUAUCAGGAGUACAAGACCAAGCAGAGGCAGCUCCCAACACUUCUAACGCAGUGAUUUCGGAAGAAACAAAUGUUGAUCUUGAGAAAGGGGUUUCCAACCUUUGUGUUUCCAUUGAGAAGCUUGCAUUAGAAGGGAAUUGGCAAGAAGCAAAGGGCAUGAUAGAAAAGGAAAAAAAGUUGAUAAAUGCUCCCAUAACAACUGGGGAGUUUAGACUACUUCAUAUUGCAGCAGCUGCGAAUCAAAUUGAAUUUGUGAAGCAACUAUUGAAAAUGUUGAAUAAUAGUGAUUUGGAAUUGACAGAUAUCAACGGCCAUACUGCUUUCUGUUUUGCUGCUGCCGCUGGAAACAUAAAAAUUGUUGACUUAAUGCUUGAAAGAAACGACAAGUUACUAACAAUAAGGGAUCAUAAAAAUUAUACUCCUAUUCAGAAUGCUGCUCUACUAGGAAGAUGCAAAAUGACAUGGCAUCUAUAUGAUCAAUCGGUACAUUGUUUUGAUGAAAAGGAUUGGAAAUUAUUAUUCUUUACUUGUAUCGACGCUGGCAUCUAUGGUAAGUACUACUAACAAUUCUAAUUCAUUAUUUUUCUCCAAAACCGGCAGGUUUUUUAAAUUUGGAGAUAGAUGGUUACGACAAGGUUAGUUGGAAUUUUUUGAGAUAUAUGCUUAAAUGCAUGGGGUUCGGAGAUAGAUGGUUGAAAUGGAUGGAAUUACUUGUCUUUAAUAGUAAUAUCUCGGUGUUAGUCAAUGGUUGCCCAACAAAGGAGUUUGUGGUGAGUAGAGGUUUAAGACAAGGAGAUCCUCUUUCUCUUUUUCUCUUUGUUAUUGUGGCGGAGGGAUUGUCGGGUCUUGUGAGAAAAUCUAUUGAGGUGGGACAUUUUCAAAGCUUUUCGAUUAAUGGUUCUUGUUCGGUGGAUAUGCUUCAAUUCGCGGAUGACACCUUAAUUGUAGGGGAGAGUAAUUGGAAUCAUGUGUGGGCUUUAAGGGCGGUGCUUCGGGCCUUUGAACUUGUGUCGGGACUUGGAAUUAAUUACCACAAAAGCAAGUUGAUAGGUAUUAAUUCUAAUAUUCACUUUUUAGAGGCGGUUUCUCAUUUCUUCUCUUGUAAAUUAGAAGAUAGUAACUUUUAUUUUCUUGGUAUUCCAAUUGGUUUCAACCCGCGGAAAGAAGCUACGUGGAUUCCUCUCUUGACUAAGUUAAAGAAUCGUUUGGAAGGGUGGUCGAAUCAGUUUCUAAACUUAGGUGGUAGGAUUACUCUUUUAAAGUCCGUUUUGAGUUCUUUGGCUAUUUUCACUUUAUCAUUCUACAAGAUUCCGAGAAAGGUGGCUAUGAAGAUCACUAGUAUUCAAAGCAAAUUUCUAUGGGGAGGAGUAGAGGAAAAAAGAAGGAUUCAUUGGGUUAAGUGGGAUGAUGUCACUCUUCCCUUGCAUAAAGGGGGACUUGGAGUCAAAAACAUUAAUUUAUUUAACAUGGCUCUCCUUAACAAGUGGAGAUGGCGGAUUGUUCAAGGUCAAGACUCUUUGUGGUUUAAAAUUUUGCAAGCGCGGUAUGGAGAUGUUUCCUCCAAUAUGUUCGGAGGAGGUGGAAAUAACAAGAAAGCCCCAAAAAUUUCUUUUUCUUUCCGUGACCCCAUUGUUGAUUCAUGUAGGUUCUCCGUUCAUAAUGGUUUCUCAAUCCCUUUUUGGGAGGCUAGGUGGUUGAACGACACUUCUUUGAAAGACUUGUUCCCGGAUUUAUACGGCAUAUCUCGGUUAA
Vicia villosa (hairy vetch) is the source of this 2310-nucleotide messenger RNA. RefSeq lists its product as uncharacterized. The transcript is spliced from 2 exons. Gene Ontology annotation, molecular function: protein binding. NCBI's taxonomy places the organism in Eukaryota, Viridiplantae, Streptophyta, Magnoliopsida, Fabales, Fabaceae. The record is from RefSeq and is a predicted model, not a curated record. The coding region runs from base 133 to 1122 and encodes 329 amino acids.